GUCUGUAAGGACCUGCCUGCCGAACCUGUAGGCUGUUCGCCUUCCAUGGCUGGGUUCCCCUCCAAGUCAGGAAAGUGUUUGCCUUGAAAUGCUGCCAGGGAAGGCUCGACUUGCUGCCAGGAAGGAUGUAAUCAGAGUCCACUCAGUUAGUCAGAAGUCCGACAGCGUGUGCUGCCUUGUCUGUCCUCAGAGCCCAAACCGUUGCGUUGACCGUCGUGUACGGUGGACAAAGACCUCAACCGCCGUCAUGAAACUGCCCUUUGCAUUAUUCAUCGUCUCCAUGUCGGCAGGUGCGGUUGUUCUAGCCUCGCCACUACAACGACUUCGCAACGGUCUGAACCAUGCAUUCGGCUCUCCACAGCGGUCGUCCUUGGCUGUCGGGGGAGGUCGCUACGGCGGCUACCCACCGGGUGGCAUGCCUCGUGCACCAGCCGUGGGUGGCGGGUACUAUGGCGUACCCACGAACCAGUUUCACCGAACUCUGCCUGGGUCCCUCCACCGUCGCCUUCGAAGACAUGUCCCCCUCAUCCCUCUGGAGGCUGCUGAGCGCCUGUUUUCGUACCUGCGUCGUUUGGACGUGGACAAGUGCGUUCAAAGGGCGACGUGCGAAGCGUCUGCUGAACGAGGCCGCUACGGCAAGGAGGGACAGCUCCUGGUUCAUUUCAUAUUGUCCAUGGAUAACAACAGCCGCGCAACUUGGCAUCCCUAUUUGAUUUCCGCCCGCAUGGGGAAGUCCCUUGGCAACACUGAGAAGUGCCGCCUGUCUUAUUCCAGCUGCAAACUGAACAAGGAUGCGCUCGCUGUUGUCGCCAGAAAACGCAUCAUGAUGGCAUUUCCCUGUAUUCAAGGUCCAUGCUAGCAUAAAGAA
Messenger RNA from Ornithodoros turicata, 868 nucleotides. RefSeq lists its product as uncharacterized. The record is from RefSeq and is a predicted model, not a curated record. The transcript has 5 exons. The coding region runs from base 89 to 859 and encodes 256 amino acids. Lineage: Eukaryota; Metazoa; Arthropoda; Arachnida; Ixodida; Argasidae.